AUGUAUCAGCCAUGCGUGGACGAUCAGUGUGUUACGAACAGAUGCAAAAUAUUACAGGUCUUUGACGAUAUUAUAUUCGCGUUUUUUACGAUAGAAUUGACAAUUAAAAUGGUUGCAAUGGGUGUUUAUGGUCACGGUACCUACCUUGCUGACUCUUGGAAUCGACUAGAUUUUUUCAUUGUGAUGGCAGGAGCUGUAGAAUAUACGCUAAACGUGGAAAAUAUCAAUUUUUCGGCAAUAAGGACAAUUCGAGUAUUACGACCUCUUAGAGCCAUCAACCGGAUACCGAGUAUGCGAAUACUCGUGAUGUUACUUUUAGAUACAUUGCCUAUGCUUGGUAAUGUCUUGCUACUUUGUUUCUUUGUCUUCUUUAUUUUCGGAAUAGUCGGAGUUCAAUUAUGGGCAGGAAUUCUAAGACAACGCUGCGAAUUAGUCUUACCCCCGAACGUUAUACGACCAAACAUUUCGUUUCACUACGAGUUCUCCAAAGAACUGGAUUACAUUUGCACGACACCUGAAGACAGUGGGAUGCACCAGUGUGGCAACUUUCCUCCCUAUCGCUAUGGACCUCUUGUGUGCAAUGAGACGGCGAAACCAUUUUCUUACAAUAAACCUACAAACACAUCGUGUGUAAACUGGAAUCAAUACUAUACGAAUUGCACCGAAAGGGGAUCUAAUCCAUUUCAAGGCACGAUUUCCUUUGAUAAUAUUGGCUUGGCUUGGGUGGCCAUUUUUCUGGUUAUAUCGCUGGAAGGAUGGACAGAUAUAAUGUAUUAUGUACAAGAUGCUCAUAGUUUCUGGGAUUGGAUUUACUUCGUGCUUUUGAUUGUGAUCGGGUCCUUUUUUAUGAUUAACUUAUGUUUGGUCGUCAUAGCAACGCAAUUUAGUGAAACGAAAAAACGUGAAAUGGAACGUAUGCGUGCUGAAAGGGCUCGGUUUACAUCCUCUUCGACAUUAGCUUCAUCCACGAACAACAGCGAACCCGCGACAUGCUAUGCUGAAAUAGUAAAGUAUGUCGCUCAUUUAUGGAGAAGAUUUAAAAGAAGAAUGGCAAAAAAAAUUAGGGUUUAUCGAUACCAAAAAGCUCAAUUACGUUGGCGUCAAAGCCGGGAAACUCUACAACUGCCCGCAAAUAAACCUAAACAUCACCCCUGCUGUCCACGUGUACAUCCACAGGGGAAUGGAGGCAAAGCGGGAGUCGACGAGGUGGGCGAUGAGCCACUCAGCAGACCAAGCCUGUUGCGCGUACCCUCACUCUCAGCCGCCGAUCUUGAGAAUGCAUCUAAUCUUUCCCUGUUGUCACCACCAUCUUUAGCUAGACGACGUUCGUCAGUAAUGUUCAGUGAUACAGUUCUGUUACAUACUCCCACUAAUCCAACGGCCCAUCCACACAAUGUAUGCUCUUCAGAAAAAAUGACACAAACAGAUUCAUUGUGUCAACGCGACUGGCUUAAAAGUCAAAGUGAGUUCGACCUGCCUGCAAGUGAUACAGCCGACGAUCGUGCAGCUGCAGGUGGCACGAUGUCCUGUCAAGAACUUUUGGCAUUAUCUGGUGCACUAUCGGCAGCUUUACCAACAGGACAAGUGGCUUUAGACUCGUUUUUCGAAGAAUUAACUAAAGGAAUUAGCAAAAGAGCUGGCGAAGAGAAGACGGACACCAAGGUUGUGGAAAUUGAAGACUUUUCUUGUUGUGCUGAUUUAAUAGCCGCAGAUGCAGCAAAAAAGAAGACAAAGAGGGGACGCUUUUGUAAUGCAUUUUUAAUAAUCUGGAAACGUGUAUCAAGAGUUUUGUCUCUGCUAAGGAAACAAAUUAAAGCUGUCGUCAGUCACAAAUACUUUCAACAAGGCAUACUUCUGGCAAUACUCAUCAAUACACUAUCAAUGGGCAUUGAAUAUCACAAUCAACCAGAAGAACUUACAGUAAUUGUUGAAAUUAGUAAUGUCGUUUUCUCUGCGAUUUUCGGCAUUGAAAUGGUGUUAAAGAUAAUUUCGGAAGGACCUUUUAAAUAUAUUGCUAAUGGCUUCAAUGUAUUUGAUGGUAUCAUUGUUAUUUUAAGUGCAUUUGAACUAGCACAAAGCUUUGGAAACGAAAAGGACAUGGCAGGAAGUUCGGGUCUUUCGGUUUUGCGCACAUUUCGACUUCUGCGCAUUUUAAAACUUGUAAGAUUUAUGCCAAAUCUACGACGUCAACUUUUCGUGAUGUUAAGAACAAUGGAUAAUGUUGCGGUUUUCUUCUCCUUACUUGUUUUAUUUAUAUUCAUAUUCAGCAUCCUCGGUAUGAACCUCUUCGGGUGCAAAUUCUGCGAGAAAGAUGAAGAGGGUGAACAAGAGUGCGACAGAAAAAACUUUGAUACGCUCUUGUGGGCCUUUGUCACAGUGUUUCAGAUAUUAUUUGAUCGGAAUGAUUUUAUAAUAAAUGAAUUCUGUAUUCUUGGCAUGUAUCUAUUCGGUGGUAAGUUUUGCAAGUACAUCGAAGACAAUGGCACCGAGCGUGAUUGCACUUGCCCCGAGAUCGUAUCGCAUCAUCCCAAGUGUGAAUGCGACAGAAAACAUUUCAAUAACAUCCUUUGGGCCACAGUCACUGUAUUCCAGGUUUUAACACAAGAAGAUUGGAAUGUUGUAUUAUUCAACGGAAUGGAAAAGACAAGUCACUGGGCAGCGCUAUAUUUUGUAGCAUUAAUGACAUUUGGCAAUUAUGUUCUAUUUAACCUACUUGUAGCCAUUUUAGUGGAAGGUUUUAGUUCCGAACGCAACGAAAGAAGGGAGCGGGAACAACGAGAGUUAGCGAAGUCAAAAUUGUCUAGCGAAUGUUUUUCAGAACACAAUGAAAUACAAUACGAUGAAUCUAAUUCAGGGUCCAAUUCUAGCGACAGUUUUUCCCAGAAUGAAAUCAAGAACUAUUGGCGUUCUGCUGAUGACGUAAGGAAAGCAAAAGAUGACGUAAACGGUCACAAAGACAAAGCAACUAAGUCACGACGUAAAACAAGGUCUUCAACUCAUCACCCUACAUUAUGCAAGGAUUGUGCACAAUCUAAUAAAUGUAACUUACAGAAGGAAUCUAAAAUGUUAGCUAACAAUACGGCUACUACAGAAAACAUUACAAUAGUACCGAUGAUAACUCAUACUGCAGCUACACCUCAAGAUUCGCCAUCGACUACCUUGGAACCUGGCGCAUCUUUCAGAGACUUUAAUAUGUCACUGAGUCUUGAAAAGUCUUCAAUGCUAUCGAGUUUAGAUUCAAUUGAUCGGACUUCUUGCACAAGUAUUCCAGGUUUACUAAAGCCACCAAACAGUUAUACGUUAACCUUGCAUUCUGCUGCUGCUCAAUUAGGCGCUGAGAAAGCUCGCUUACCUCCAAUGACCCUAGCACCGCCUCCUUUAACGUUGGCUCCACCUCCAACAAGGGUAACAUCACCAGCUUCUGCAUUACCGACUACACCAAGGUCAUUGCCGUCUCCCAUGCUCCCUGAAAAAAAUCUUCAGGUCACAAUUGCGAAGGAAGACAAUUGUCUCAACAUCAGCGAUAAAUCAAGUCUGCUGAGCUCACAAAGAAGUCUUGCUAUAGCUAGUCCUGCCGUUAAUGGGGAAGAUAAAUGUAGAGUUCAAAGAGGAUACAGUUGGCGACUAUCGCGACCCAGUCUCCGACGCAAAAAGCAAAGGACAGGCUCUGAUUCUGACGCUGUGAUACUCAAUAACGGUCGUGAUCAUGCGUCUUGUAAUGGUUCAAAUGUACGCAAAAACGAACUUCUUCUGUCAUCCUCAAUGGUAAUCAAAAACGAUACGCAAUCAGAGUUGCCCAAUAAUCGUGCAAAGUCUCAAUUGCCAGCUCCUAGAGUACUUGCUCAACCAGCUAGAAGAGUAUCAGCUCAUACAACACCUUUACUUCCAGAUGUGUCAUGGAAAGCACCCGAAGCUGAAUUUUCAUCUGAAUCAACUGUAAGACUUGAGACAGUGAAGCCCCCACCUCAUAGACUUUCUCUCACUAACGACUGUUUAACAGUAACAACAGUUGCAGAAGUGAAAGCAAGUAACUUGACGCCACCAUCUAGCCAACUAUCGCAAAUACCAAUAAGACCUCCUCGGAAAGAAACAGCUUCUUUACCGACUAAACCCAACAAUCAAUCUCUGACACUCAUUAAACAGAUCAAUGAAGAGGUUGCCAUUAAUAACAAUGUCUGCAUAUUUUCAUUUCGAUUUAAUAGACAUCAAUACCGAUUCAAAGAUCUUUUUCGGUUUAUGGAGCCUACUGGAUGUCUCAAGGAAAAAGAGGAUUAUUCUCUUUAUAUAUUUGCUCCCGAUAACAAUAUCAGAAGAUUCUGCACAUGGAUAGUAACAAGAAGCUGGUUUGAUAAUAUUGUCCUUCUGUUCAUUGCACUUAAUUGCAUUACGCUUGCAAUGGAACGACCAAAUAUACCACCUGAUUCAAAAGAAAGAGCUUUUCUCUCGAGUGCUAACUACGUCUUUACUGGUGUUUUCGCUAUUGAAAUGCUCGUAAAGGUCGUGGCAUCUGGAAUGUUCUAUGGGCCCGAAGCGUACUUUACUUCCGGAUGGAAUAUCAUGGACGGCUCUCUUGUUAUUAUAUCUAUAAUUGAUUUAUUGAUGUCGUUAGUGUCUGAAUCUAGUCCUCGAAUUUUCGGCAUCCUGAGGGUUUUCCGGUUGUUAAGAUCAUUGAGACCAUUAAGAGUAAUAAAUAGAGCACCAGGACUAAAAUUAGUCGUUCAAACGCUAUUGUCUUCUUUAAGACCAAUUGGAAAUAUCGUACUCAUUUGCUGUACAUUUUUCAUCAUAUUUGGAAUAUUGGGAGUACAGUUGUUUAAGGGAGCUUUUUAUUAUUGCGAAGGAGCUAAUAUCAAAAAUGUUAAAAAUAAGACAGAUUGCUUGGCUAUUGAAGGAAAUGUGUGGGUCAAUAGAAAAUACAAUUUCGAUGAUUUGGGAAAAGCUUUAAUGUCACUUUUUGUGUUGAGCUCAAGAGAUGGCUGGGUUAAUAUAAUGUACACUGGACUAGAUGCUGUUGGAGUUGAUCAACAGCCGAUAGUGAAUUAUUCAGAGUGGCGCUUACUUUAUUUCAUAGCAUUUAUACUGCUCGUGGGUUUCUUUGUACUAAACAUGUUCGUGGGCGUAGUAGUUGAAAAUUUUCACAGAUGUCGCGAAGAGCAAGAAAAAGAAGAAAGAGUUAGAAGGGCGGCUAAACGGGCACUGCAAAUGGAGAAAAAGCGACGUAAAAUGCAUCAGAGACCUUAUUAUUCGGAUUAUGGUCAUAAUCGACUCUUUGUUCAUAACGUUGUAACAUCAAAAUAUUUCGAUUUAGCGAUUGCAGGUGUUAUUGGGUUAAACGUAGUUACAAUGGCCAUUGAAUAUUAUAGAAUGCCCCCGGCUUUGGAAUAUGCACUAAAAAUUUUUAAUUACUUUUUUACUGCCGUUUUUAUACUUGAGGCGGUAAUGAAGCUAGUUGCACUGGGGAUAAAAAUUUAUCUAAAAGACAAAUGGAAUCAACUUGAUGUCAUAAUAGUAAUUUUAUCCAUUGUUGGUAUAGUCUUAGAAGAACUCGAAACGAAUAUUAUACCAAUAAAUCCUACUAUAAUGAGGGUUAUGAGAGUAUUACGAAUUGCAAGAGUAUUAAAAUUGCUGAAAAUGGCAAAAGGUAUUAGAGCGUUAUUAGAUACAGUUAUGCAGGCUUUACCGCAAGUUGGAAACUUGGGGCUUCUUUUUUUUCUGUUAUUUUUUAUAUUUGCCGCAUUGGGUGUUGAACUAUUUGGGCGUCUAGAAUGUUCUGAUGACAUUCCAUGUCAAGGGCUUGGAGAACAUGCCCAUUUUGCCAACUUUGGAAUGGCGUUUUUAACGCUCUUUAGGGUGGCAACUGGGGAUAACUGGAAUGGUAUUAUGAAAGAUACACUCAGAGAAGAUUGUGAUAGUUCUGUAGAUUGUGUACGCAAUUGUUGUGUUUCAACUAUUAUAGCCCCAAUAUUUUUUGUUGUGUUUGUUCUAAUGGCUCAAUUCGUGCUCGUGAACGUGGUCGUUGCGGUGCUCAUGAAACACCUUGAAGAAUCACAUAAACAAAUGGAAGAUGAAAUAGAUAUGGAUGUCGAACUUGAAAGAGAACUUGAACGGGAAGCUGAUGAUGAAGAAGAUCGAGCCCUGUGCCGAGCAUUAGAGCAAUGUACUUCCCCGCUAAACCCUUUAAAUAAAGUACCAUCAUUACCUGCGAAUUUCACAUACAGUGAACCUAAACAACAACCGACACCAUCUCCCGUACGACGUCGUCGCACGUUGCACUCACAUCAUGCCUUAUUGCCAUCGCCGUUGCCAUUACCUCAAAGAAGAGCAUCAUUGUCUCCCCAUGCAUUUGGACGACGUCGCCAAGAGUCUACGUCUGAUACCCGGGCUGCUUUAUAUGAAGAGGAUGCUCGUUUUAUUGAUGCUGAUGACAUCGAAGAAUUGGAACCUGGAAGUCCACCUAGAAGAGAUUCAUUUGCAAAUAAUAGGCGACAACGAAUUGACAAAAGAAAUUCUUUACGUGGUGAGGAAGCAAGGUUAUUAAAACCUACACCUGUUUUACUAGCUGUUCCUUCAACGCGGCAAAGUGUAAGGCUUACCGGGUCAAAAAAGAGACCUUCAGUUGAAUCUGCUGCAAGUUACAUUAGUCGAGGUUCAUUACGGUCCCACUUUACACCAGAACCAGUCGAGCAACAAAUAAGCGAAGAAGAAAGUAUAAGGAUUGUUAUCGCAGAACGGCGAAAAAUAGACACAGCAAGACCAGAUGUAAAUGAUACAGUUGAAUUAACAGAAUGCGGGUCCUAG
This is a messenger RNA of Parnassius apollo (apollo), 6798 nucleotides long. NCBI's taxonomy places the organism in Eukaryota, Metazoa, Arthropoda, Insecta, Lepidoptera, Papilionidae. The record is from the annotation of a GenBank genome assembly.